Cylindrotheca closterium is the source of this 756-nucleotide messenger RNA. The record is from the annotation of a GenBank genome assembly. NCBI's taxonomy places the organism in Eukaryota, Bacillariophyta, Bacillariophyceae, Bacillariales, Bacillariaceae.
AUGAACAAUCCAAAUCGAGUACACAAUCCUUUGUAUGGUAAUAAUCAACCAUCCUCUUCGGGAGUGCCUCCAGUGGGACAGCCACAACCGUAUCCACACCAGCAACCUCCACAUCAACAACCCCAUCCUCAUCAUUAUCAGCAGCAACAGAUGCAGCAGCCUCCACUUCAGCAGCAAUCUCAUCAGCCACCUCUUCAACAUGUUGUUCAUCAAUCAAGUCAUCCACAACAGCAACAGCAGCAACAUCAACAACAACAUCCUUCCCAACUUCCGCAAUAUCAACCAAAGCCACAGCAGCCACCUCCAGCACAGCAGCCACCUUCCCGGCAGGCUCAGCCUCAACAGCCUCCACAGAAGCCUCAAUCACAACCACAACCACAACAGCAGCAAAUCCAGCAACUAUCCCAAGAAGAGCGGGUCCUAAAAUUGUGGAGCAACAUGCGCUACACGGUGGCGUCCUCCUUUGAAAAGUCCCAGACUGCCGAUGCAGCAGCUGAAAACAAGGACAAGAAGGAAUUUCAAGCCCAAUUUACUGAACUCUCCAAGAAUACCCUGCAUUUUUUGACUUAUCGUCGGGACUAUCAUCGAUUGUUGAGUCAAAUUGAAGCCAAAUUGGAGGGCAAGGCCCAAGAACGACAGGCAUUGGAGACCUAUGUAAGAACGGCACCCCGAUUGGGAAAGCGUAAGCGUGCGGAUGUGAACGAGGAUUCUGUUGCUGCUGCUGCCAUUGCUACCGCAGAGACAGGAGCCUCCUAA